AUGGUUGAGGUGAAACGCUUCUUUCAAUGGAUUCUUGGAUGCACUUAUGCGAAGAAGACUUUUAGAACAAGAAUGGCUGAAAUGUUUCAUUUCGCCGAUGCUCCACACAUUGUUGUCUACGAGAGAAGUGAGGAACGCCCGUGGUAUUGGAUGGUCGGAAUAAUCACGGCUGUCCUCGUCGCUGUUCUCAGCCUCUACUACACACUCGAAGCUGGCGUCCGUGCUGUUCGAAAGUUCAUGUACUCGGUGCUCCGUGAGCCACCGCAAAGCACUGUUUCCACUCCUCGAUGCCUCUCACCAACUACUCCAUCUAGCAAGAAGACGUCUCCUCAAAUACCGAUAACUUCAGAAGCACCACGUCAAAAAGUUCCGAUGAAUGAGCCGGUCAAUUGUGUUUUUAUAAGACCAGCUAUUCCGAAAUUGAGUGCUGAGGGUACUGUACCUAUUCCGAAUAUGAAUUCGGAAGAAGAUACGAUGGUUGAUGCGGAUAGAGUGAUGACUUCAAAAAAUGAAAAAGACAAGGAGAAGAGGGAUAAAACGAAGAGUCCGCCGUCGAUGAAAUUGGAGGAAGUCAAGUUUGAUGCGUCGUCGAAUGUCAAUAUUAUUCCAACAAUGGUGCCGUCCCCAUCAGUUUCAAGUAAGAAAUCCAACCGAAAAUCAACAGGAUCAGAGGAGAAGGAAGCCGCUCCGGAAGCAUCAGUUUCCGAGGGAGGUCGCAUGGAUGAGUGGUUGACAAAGCAGGUAGCCGGAUGUGAGAAAUUGAUUGCUGAAAGAGCAAAUGCUGGAGAGGAAAUUGAUUUUGAGGAGACGGGAGCUCAAAUGGUUUCCAACGGAUUUAUAGAGAAGAUUCAACAGUUGAUUGAGGCACAACUUGAGCAAUCGAGCUGUCUGGAGGAUAGUUCAAAUUCAGUUUUGUCGAUGGAAAGUAUUAUUUCAAGUCUGAUAGAAAUUGAGCCAUCGUUUGAAGAGACUCAGAGCAAUUCUCCAUUAUCUGAAGUAACUAAUGAGAAACCAACAUUCAAACAGAGUACAGCAAGAGCGAUGGCUACAGUAAGCUCUGUGUGUGAGAAUGAUGAUGUUGACAUUGUUAUUGAUGAUAACAGCUUGUACACUGAUAAGGAAAACGAGUGUGGCGGGAGUAUUCUUGUCCAAGAAGGCCAACAAAAAGUAUUGUUCCGCUGGACCGACGAGUGCCCGAAUACCAUUGACACUGUCACUUUGACUGGUUCAUUUUUUGGAUGGAAUAUGAAUAUUCCGAUGAAAAGAACUGGAGUCACCACUUUUGAAGUUUCAAUUGAUUUGCCGGCUGGAUUACACGACUACUUGAUUAAUAUUUUCCGUUUUGAUUAA
Messenger RNA from Caenorhabditis remanei, 1350 nucleotides. RefSeq lists its product as uncharacterized. The transcript is spliced from 5 exons. Bases 1 to 1350 code for a protein of 449 amino acids. The record is from RefSeq and is a predicted model, not a curated record. NCBI's taxonomy places the organism in Eukaryota, Metazoa, Nematoda, Chromadorea, Rhabditida, Rhabditidae.